AUGGAAGACAAAUCCCCAUCCUUUUGUCGGCUAUGCAACAUCGCGCUAGCCAGCCCAACUGAUUGGCGACAGCAUGCAAAGAGCGAUUGGCAUGUCUACAAUCUUCGCGUGCGAGUUGCAGAACCCGGAACAGUCGUGGCACGGCCAUCUUCGUCAUCAAGCUCAAAGGCAUCUUCGGCAUUAAACGCCCAAAAAGCCGUCGAUGUAGUGAGCAACAAUUAUUUGGAUGACGAUCCCGACAAAGUCGAUGCAGAGGUUUCUGUAGAGCCAGGGUUUAACCCUGGACAAUGUCUCUUCUGUGGAACGAAAAAUGACACCUUCAAGGACAAUCUCGCGCAUAUGUCAACGGAACACAGUUUCACUAUACCUCAUGAAGUCGAUCUGAUAGUCGAGCGUGAUACGCUUAUCGGAUAUUUGCAUCUAGUUAUUUACGGAUAUCGCGAGUGCAUUCUUUGCGCCACGUGCCGUAGUUCUGUUGAAGGGAUUCAGCACCAUAUGAUAGCCAAAGGGCAUUGCCGAUUUAACGUCACCUCAGACACUGCAGAUUUUUACACCAUUCCCACGCUAGAGUAUCAUGUCGAUGAAGAAUUAUUGCGACUACCAUCAGGCAAAAUCCUCAGUCACCGUACGAGAGCAUCUGGACCAGCUGUGCCGACAGUAGCCCGCCAGACAGGGGAAAGACGCAUAGACGCUGCAGCAUCACAGCUAAUGACACCAACACAUCCAUCACAUGUUGUUCGAGUACAAGAUGAUGAUACUACAGCACAGCCUCACACUCAAUUGUCACGGCUUACACGCGGCGAUCAGCAAAGUCUGGCACAUCUACCAAACCACGAAGUCCGGUCGCUGCUUGCAACUAGUGCUCGGCAUAUCGAUCAAUUGAGGCGGGAAGAAAAAGAUGCACAGCUGAAGUUGGAUACGGCAGGAAAUACUACCUUGACCGGACAUUUUAGAAUGGAUACAUCUAAGCGGUUCCGAGGUCCUUGGGGUUAG
Trichoderma aggressivum f. europaeum is the source of this 993-nucleotide messenger RNA. RefSeq names its product transcriptional regulator family: C2H2 zinc finger. Gene Ontology annotation, cellular component: preribosome, large subunit precursor. The record is from RefSeq and is a predicted model, not a curated record. Bases 1 to 993 code for a protein of 330 amino acids. Gene Ontology annotation, biological process: ribosomal large subunit biogenesis. NCBI's taxonomy places the organism in Eukaryota, Fungi, Ascomycota, Sordariomycetes, Hypocreales, Hypocreaceae. The transcript has 2 exons.